AUGCGUGCAGCACAGAUCGUAGAGUAUGAGAAACCAUAUCAGCUAUGUGAGCGAGCUGUACCUCAGUGCGGCUACCACGACCUCCUCAUCGAGGUGUACGCAGCUGGCUUUUGUCACUCUGACCUGCAAGUAUGGAAUGGGCAAUUCCCGGCAGAACUACCAAUGAUUCCUUCGCAUGAGCCUGCUGGCAAAAUCGUACAAGUUGGCGCGAACGUAAAAGGUUCCUGGAAGGUCGGAGAUCGCGUGGGUGUUUUGAACUACAAGAAUGCGUGUGGGCAAUGCGCAGGAUGUCGCCAGCACUCACGGAGAUCCAAACGUCCUGAUCCGCGCUUCUGUCAAAGACGAAUUGUGGCUGGCUUCAGACACGAUGGUGCAUUCGCCGAAUACAUGCUGGCCGACCCGGAAACCACCGUACAUCUCCCUAGCGGAGUUUCCUUCGAACAGGGAGCACCUUUGAUGUGUGCUGGAGCGACAGUAUGGGGCGCAUUGCGAAAACUUAGCCCCCAGGUCCAACCGGGCGAUGCUGUAGCUGUGGUAGGCAUUGGAGGUCUUGGACAGCUUGGAGUACAGUUUUCCAAAGCACUUGGAUACAGGACGAUAGCAAUGGAUAACCGUCACGAAGGUCGCCAGCUUGCGCUCGACUUGCCUGACCAUUUGAGACCCGAUCUGGUUAUGGACUCAACCACCGAAGAUGCCGAACAGAAGAUAUCAGACUUUACUUCCGGUGAAGGCCUCGCAGGCAUCGUAGUGUGUACCGAUUCGAUACAAGCGAACGCCUGGUGCCUCCAACAACUGGGCAAUGGUGGUGUUAUGGUCCCGCUGGGACUACCAAAAGACAAGUGGCAGUUCGACUCGGAAGCCAUGGUGUUUCAUGAGCUUACUAUCAAGGGCAGCUAUGUUGCUAGUGCUGAGGAAGUCGAGUCGAUGCUGAAAGUGGUGGCCAAGCACGGAAUUUCUUCGCAUUUGACCGUUUUAGGCUUCUCGGAAAUCCCCAGCCUCGUCGACAGGUAUCUGCAUGCAUCGAUGAAAGGCCGACUGGUCGUCAAUAUCAAAGAGUAA
Messenger RNA from Alternaria arborescens, 1059 nucleotides. RefSeq lists its product as hypothetical. The coding region runs from base 1 to 1059 and encodes 352 amino acids. Gene Ontology annotation, molecular function: oxidoreductase activity. The record is from RefSeq and is a predicted model, not a curated record. The transcript is spliced from 3 exons. NCBI's taxonomy places the organism in Eukaryota, Fungi, Ascomycota, Dothideomycetes, Pleosporales, Pleosporaceae.